AUGGACAAUGCGUACAUCUCUUGCUCCACCUCGCGACGCCCGAGGCUUUCCGGAUCCGGCCAGAUCUGCGGGACCUACGCAAUUGACCGGAGCUUGUACAACGUCUUUCUGGCUGCCGGGCGAAAUGACUCUGUCAGCGGCCAGUACCCGAAUCGUCAUGAGGCCGAAACGCCUGGUAUAAAGACAGCCGCGAAGAUGCGAUCAAGUGGACAGGUCCCGGCUCAACUGCCAUCCCAAAGACUCAAGGCAGCGCUCGGCGACUUCAUCACACCGACCUACCCAACGCCCGUUGAUCUGAGCAGCAACCACAGCCUUGUCCAGGCCAGCUGGAAGAACCUCACCUCAACCCUGGACAAGUACCUCCAAGGGAAGCUCAAUGCUUCCAUGGGUGCCGCCUUUACCGGCGUGGAAGACGUUACCUUUUCCGUCGGCUUGUUCUCGCUCAACGACCCCAAGUCCGCGCGGCUGCAGUACCACCACGCAGCGCCCGAGAUCAAGAACGCCACAGUAGGGACGCGAAAGGUAGAUGAGACCAGUAUUUACCGCGUCGCGUCCGUGUCGAAGCUCGUCACCGUCUUUGCCGGCCUGCUGGAGCUAGGCGACGAGGACUGGCACCGACCUCUCACAGAGAUUAACCCCAGCUUCAAGCGAGACAUGGCGAAGAAUGCAUCGGCCGUGGAUGUGAUCAAGACGAUACAAUGGGACAAGAUUACGCCGUGGGCGCUUGCUACGCAACUCAGUGGGCUGCCCACGCUGGGAUUUCUCGGCGACGUGUACGACAAAGCGAAAACAUCCGAGUAUGGCGGGCCUGUUGUCAACACGAGCUCUCUCGGGGCAUGUGUAGAAAAGAUAUAUAAGGGCAGCCUUGACUGCUCCAUCGACGAAAUCAUCUCGUCCCUCAGGGACCUCCCACCCACCUACCUGCCGUGGAAGACGCCCAUCUACUCGGACCUCAACUUCAUGCUGCUCGGACUGGCCAUUUCCGACCUCACCAACAAGUCCAUCGCCGACGUGUACAGCGCCAGCAUCUUUUCGCCGCUCAACAUGACGUCGUCCAGCAUCCGGAGCCAGAACACGACGCUGCCGCGCGAAGUCGUCGUCGGCACCCCCGAGAGCUACCACCUCCUCGACGCCCUGCCCGUCACGGCCCCGUCGGGCGGCGUGCUGUCGACGCUCAGCGACCUGCGCAAACUUGGUCUCGGCAUCCUCAACAGCACGCUGCUCGGUGCCGAGGCUACCGACCGCUGGCUGAAGCCCGUGUCGCACACGGCGAGCCUCAGCUACUCCAUCGGCGCGCCCUGGGAGAUUUACCGCUACGUGCAUCCGGACACGGGCCGCGUCACCGACGUCUACACCAAGCUCGGCGACGCCGGCAGCUACGGCGCCGCGCUCGCCCUCAUCCCCCAGUACGAUGCCGGCUUCGCGUUCCUCAACGGCGCCACGUCUGCGGCGCGCUCCGAGAUUGCCCUCGGCAUCCUGGACGCCGUCACCGCGACCGUCCUGCCGGCGCUCGAGGCCGAGGCGCGCGCCGAAGCCAAGCGCAACUUUGUCGGCGCGUACGCGUCCGCUGGCGGGACGCUGAACGCGACGCUCAAGAUUGGCUUCAACCAGUCGACGGACCCGACCGACGUGCACUCGAGCCUGGUCGUCACCGAGUGGAUGUACAACGGCACCGACAUCCUGCGCAACGGAAUCUUCUUCCAGGGCUCCGCGCCGCGCCUCGAGCAGUCGAUUGUGCGCCCCGCCGCGAACGGCAGGCCGCGGCAGGUGGCCUUUAUCCUGUCCAACUAUGACCAGACGCCGACGUACGAGGCAGCUGGGUUGGGGCCCUGGACCGGGUUCUACCACUCAAACGGCGAUUUUACCUACACAGGCCAGCAGAACUAUGGUGGUCAGCCUGUGCGCGAGCUCGUGUUUGACCUGGAUGAGAAGGGCGCCGCGGUCAAGUGCACGCCUUCGUACCAGAGGAUCACGUUGACGAGAUCCAAGAAAUAG
This is a messenger RNA of Cordyceps militaris CM01, 1995 nucleotides long. Its product is annotated as alkaline D-peptidase, putative. The record is from RefSeq and is a predicted model, not a curated record. The coding region runs from base 1 to 1995 and encodes 664 amino acids. NCBI's taxonomy places the organism in Eukaryota, Fungi, Ascomycota, Sordariomycetes, Hypocreales, Cordycipitaceae. The transcript is spliced from 3 exons.